GAUUUCGUCUCAUUUUGCGAACGAUUUGCAUCUUUCUUUUUGCUAUUUGAUAAUAAGUGUACAAAAAUUAUAUUAAUAAUUAUUUAAAUAUCCCGAUGUCUUACGGUAAAAAAAUAUCGAUGAAAUAUUAGUGUGUCGUAUGUUCCAAUUGUUUUUGUUGUCCUUUGUUGACUUUUAAAAUCAAGUGAGAUCUAAAAGGAUUUUGUGAAAUGACGUGAAUAUUUUUAUUUAUUUAGUAAAAAUAAAAUGUGUCAUUUAUAAGUGUAUGUGAUUAAUUGCAAGAAUGAUGCAGCCAACAUCUGAGGGCUGUAUGAAUAUUGCGGAGUUAGCGAAUCAGCUACGUAGGGAGAAAAUUUUCAUCAAUUCCGAGCGACAGCUGCUUCAAAAUCUUAAUGAGGAAGUGGAGAAAACUGUGCAGGAAUUGCUACAGGCUGCAUGGAUAUGUUCUAUGCAACGACAGAACUUAACGAACCUUAUUUCAUCUCGAUGUGAAGCUGAAUCCAUAGCAGCCUGCCAGAGAGCAAGCUUACUAGAGAGCACAGCUUUUAUAGAUGCUUACAAGGUCUUGAGAUAUAAGGAAGCAACUGCCUUGGGCGAGCUUCUAGGAUGGCUUCGAGACACACCCCAUCUAGUUGCGUUGAGCUUGAUACUCGGAGAAGAUCACAUGCCACAGUCCCUGCCAUCAUUCCUGAUAGCAGGCCUGUAUGGCAGCUGCCGUUCUACUACGGACAGAACACGUUUGCUCGCCGUCAUACGUUCCUUGAUCAAACACCAAAUGGCAACUUCAAGCGAUCCAAGGAAGUUGUUCCGCACGAGCAAAUGUGCGCUGGCGUCGUUGUGCUCCACGUUCCGCGACGGGCACGCGCCGGCGCGCCGCUUCCUCGCGGCCGCACUGCACGCACCCGUCAUGGCUGUGCUGCACGAGGACGAGUUCUUCCUCGACAUAGACCCGGACAAGGCCAUGGAGAGAUUCUCAGCAUCGGAUCGUCUCAAGAAGUUUGGUCAAACAAAUAGCAAUGAGUACCCAGCGAAGGUGGCCCGGUACCGCAAGUGGACGGUGCAGUCUCUGUACAACUUGACCAGCAAGUUUAUCGCCUCGCUGAAGGAGCACUGGCCCAACUUCCCUGCAGCCAUCGCAUGGAUUGUGCAGCAGAUUGUACAUCUAUUGAAGCAACAUUCCAGGACAAGCGAGCGUGAGUUGCACGCGAUCUGUACAGACUUGGUGUUGAGUCAACUGAUCUGCCCCGCUGUGGUGAGCCCCGAGGCAUACGGUGUGGUCGACGUGCCUGUCUCCUACGUGGCGCGAUUCAAUCUCAUGCAGGUCGCACAGAUCCUGCAGGUGCUCUGCCUCAACUGUUACCAGGAGGUGGAUCCAAAAGUCCGUGACCUGUAUUCAAAGUUUGAUCGGAGCUGCGUGUCGUCGCUGAUAGAGAGUGUGAUGUCGGAUGCGUGCGCGCCCGCACCCGCACCCUCGCAGGCGGACGCGCUGCGCACUGACGUACCACCACGCACCACUAUAGCGCUCUUCACGCCCCACGAUGCACACUUAUUGAUAACAUUUCUGAAACGAAUCUCAUCCAAGUUAAACAAUAACACUCCGAGUAUUAACACAUCUGAAGAAUCUAACAGCUCUGGUCCGGUUGCAGAGGCAGCUGGAUUUAGUAGUGAGGGCAGUGAGAGCGAGAGUGCGGAGGGAGCGGCGCGGCUCGCAGCGCUGAUGCAGACCAUGGAACCCAACUACCGCGCCCGGCUGCACGACCUGUUGCGCAAAGUGCCCGACCUGCACGCCCUACUCGCCUGCAAAUCAUCGUCGUCAGAGCCAAAAGACACGGUGUCAGAGAACGGUCACAGCAGCAAGCGUGGUAUCCUGGCCAAGGUGUCCAAGCCGCGGCUACCUCGCAGCGCCAGCUCCAGCUCCUCGCUGGAAGACAAGGCAGUCAACGGUGAUAAAGAGGAUAUGGAGGUGCCUGAAGUGCUGGUCAUAAAGCUGGCCAACACCGAAGAGAGUGAUUAUGUUGGUAUGAUGCCGGAAUCGAAAGUACUGGAGUGCUACUACGUGGGGCCGGAGGCGGGCGAGGAGGACGGAGCCUCCGCGCUCGUCGCGCCCGGACAGACGCCCGUACAGAAGCGCACCAGGUUCUCAGUGUCGCACGACGAGGUGUCUCUGGGUAACACAUCGGACAACCUGGAGGCGGUGUCGGAGGCUGCCUCCAACCACAGCGUCACCUCCAGCCUCGAACUCGAGACCGAGGACCAGAACGACAACCUAUCUGAUAUGGUGUCUGCCAAUGUGAGCGGUCGCGGCAGCCCCAACAUCUCUGGUCGCGAGACGCCCUCCUCCCAAGUCACCGACGGAGACGCCGCAGGAGACGCGCCCCCUAGACGGAUAUCCGCAAACGCUCCAGUGAGCGCGCAGGCUGCCAGCAACCAGGCCAAGCUGCUCAAGCAGACGCGCAAUGAUAUCGAGGAUAAAUUCUGCAAAUUUGAGAUCAAGAAAAUGCUGGAAGGUGAUGAAACAAUCAGCAUAAUGUCUGACACUUGGAGUACGGACGUGCUGGCCUCCGACUCCGAGACAAUCGGAGAUUCCUGCGAGCACACCCAGGUUGCAGCCAACCAAGGUGGCGGCACGAGCAGCACGAACGCGCCCGACGUGUCAGAGACUGCGAGCGAGUCCGCCUGGAGCAUGGACGUGCUCGCCUCAGACAGUGACCGCAACACAGAGGUGGAUACAGACGACUGCGUAUCUGUCGCGGCGCGCUCCGACACGUCGUGGCCGCGUCGCCCCUCGCACCAGGAGGAGGCGCUGCGACAACCAUUGUCCCAGAACGGGACCAAAAGACCAGACACCGGCAGUCCGAGGCAUACGUCACGAUAUCUUCCUAAUAAUCGGUACCUGAGUGCGACGGCAGCGCUGUCUCGCGGCGGAGAGCUGGACCUGGCGCCGCUCGCGCACGCCAACACGCACGCAGCCAAUGCGCAAGCGCACGCCGCCUUCGUUGAGAACAGGAAGAGCAUACUCGUUAACGGAUAUCCUGUGAUGACGUGUUACGCAACGUCAGCGCCCGAGAGCCCCAGCACCUCGGCGCCCGCACAGCUGCCCAGCGACGUGUUUGACUUUCCUCAGAAUAGCAACAACGCACAAACUGAGUCGACGCUCGACGACGCGACAGUCCAAUCGGACGCGACUAGCCAAUGGGUGGACGAUAGCUUCCCGCAGCCGAGCUCCUCCCGCCCAUUCCCCGCCAAGUACGACCUCCCCUCCACCUCCAAGCCCUACGACCACCCUUCCACUUCCAAACCGUUCGACGACAACGAUCUCAUGGAUAGAUCUCUCAACUCGAGCGAAAGUUCCUUCAACGCACUCUCAGUAUCGCAGUACGAUCGCCGAUUCGAUUCCGGUAUCGAUACCGAACGUCCCGAAUCGGAAUCGAGAUCGACGAUAACCGAUUUAAUGACUCGAAUGAGUUCCGCCACUAUAUCGACUUCCGCGAACUUGGUUAACAACUUGACGAAUAGGAUCGUCAAGUCUGAGAUACGGACGAGUAUUGUGAACAUAAGUUCGUCUCGUAUCGAGAGGAAGCGCGAUACGAGCAACAUGUCGCUGAGCACGCUGUCGGUGAACAGCGCGGAGACCUCGGUGUCCGACCGCAGCUCCAGCCAGGACGUCAACUCUGACAACGUGACGGAACGCCGCGUCAGCCCUCCGCCACUCAAGAACGUCUCCACCGGCGCUAUACCCAAGAGCAUCAGCUUCGAUGCCACCGCUGAAAAGUCACAGAGGCGUCGUGCGAGUGGCGAGGACGGCCUGGCGGGGAAUCUGGACGAGCUGAAGAACAACGUGAAGCGCUCCGGCGGCAAUCUGCUGCACAAGAUCAAAUUCUUCCGACCCAAGGGACGCUCCCAUCAUCACCAUAGCAACGAUAUAAAACUGGCAGAAGAGGAGUGUCGCAGUGAUGAUGGUCGCGCGGAGCUGGAGGCAGGCGGAGACAGCUCGGAGGACAUCCUGGCCAAGUACCGGCGCAAGGGCUCGGACGGCCGUACGCGCCGCCCCACGCGCCGCAUGUCUGACCUGCCCGAUCCAGAUCUGGAUAGAUGCGAAGGCGUGGUGGACCUCAACGACCCUGAAGUUUUCAACAGCAUGAAGCGUCGGCUGCGCGCCGUGCUCUCCAACACUGACAUGCACUGCGUUGAAUAUGUACCUAAUCGUUGCACAGCAACAUCGCUGGUGGACUUUGUGCGUGCGGGGGGCUGCGCGGAGAGCGCGGCGGUGGGGCGCGCGCUGUCGGGCGGUGCGGGGGGUGCGGGCGCGCGCGCAGCUCGGCUCGCGGCGGCGCUGCGGGCAGAUCUAGCUGCACGUCGUCCCUACGCCGCCUACCUCGCCUCCUGCCGCGCUGCGCUUGCGCAUGCGCAACAUGACCUGCGAGCUCAGAUAAAGUUGGUGCGCGAGGAGUGCUUGGCGUGCGCACGUGCAGCGGCGGCGGCGCGCGUGCUGGAGCAGCUGGAGCGCGGCAACGCACUGCGCCGCCUCGCGCGCCACCACCACGCACACAACAACCACGCCAUACUCAAUGGUGGUGAGCUGAUGGAUGAGAAGGCGAAAAGACUGACUGCCAGCAUCAGGUUGAUAACUGCCGAGCUGAAGGCGGACCCCUCAUGGGAAGGAGCGACGAGCGCGCUGGUGGAGGCGCUGGAGGUAACGGUGGAGCGCGCGGCGUUUGCUCGCCUCUACCUGCACGUGCUCUUCCCCAAUGGAGACGGCGACAUCGCACGCGACCAAGUACUGAGCGAGCACAUGCGCCGGCUGGCGGCAUGCACGAGCGCGCUGCGUGCGGGCGUCGCGCCGCGACAUCUGUGGGCCGCGCCCUACCCGCACGCACAGCUGCAGCUGCGCCAUCUACCUGUAUACCGCACACCGCGCGACAAGAUAUCGUGCAUAAUGCGUUGCGUAUCCUCCAUUAUGUCGGUGUUGGCGCUGACCGACGGUAGCGCGCCCUCCGCAGACGACCUCACCCCAGUACUCGUCUACGUCAUACUCAAGGUGAACCCACCAUCGCUGCUGUCUACCAUAGAGCUGGUGAACGCGCUGGGAGGCGCGGCGCUGUCUGGCGAAGCCCUGUACUGGUGGACGCAGUUCUGUGCUGCCGUCGCUUACAUUAAGACCAUGGACUACGUGGGCGACUCCUAGCGCCGGCAAGCGCGCUUGAAUGCAGCGCUCCUCCGGGCAAAAUUGGAAAUGUACCUGCGCAGCUCCGCGCGCCGUGAACGUCGGCUCACGAUUUGAAACAUUUUUUAUAUAACUCGUAUCUCAUUAUAUUAUAUCUCAUUCAAAUUAAUCAAACUUCAUACAUACAUUUAAUCUAUCAUUCGAAUAACGGUUGCUGUCGUGUUUAAAAUUUUAUUUAAUGACAAUGUCAAAUUGACUUUUAUAUUUUUAAAACUGUUUAUAUGAAAUAGGCAAAGGUCUAAGUUCAUACAGCCAGAAUAAUUAAUAAGCAAAAAUAUUAUAUAAAAAACGUUUAUAACUCGUGAAUUAUAUGCUUGAUUU
Messenger RNA from Papilio xuthus (Asian swallowtail), 5545 nucleotides. RefSeq names its product GTPase activating protein and VPS9 domains 1 (gene Gapvd1). Gene Ontology annotation, cellular component: endocytic vesicle; cytosol. The record is from RefSeq and is a predicted model, not a curated record. Bases 284 to 5185 code for a protein of 1633 amino acids. Gene Ontology annotation, biological process: vesicle-mediated transport; regulation of GTPase activity. Gene Ontology annotation, molecular function: small GTPase binding; guanyl-nucleotide exchange factor activity. Lineage: Eukaryota; Metazoa; Arthropoda; Insecta; Lepidoptera; Papilionidae. The transcript has 31 exons.